Prunus avium (sweet cherry) is the source of this 1330-nucleotide messenger RNA. The record is from RefSeq and is a predicted model, not a curated record. NCBI's taxonomy places the organism in Eukaryota, Viridiplantae, Streptophyta, Magnoliopsida, Rosales, Rosaceae.
GUAAAUGUCCAAUCCAUUUGUUUAGUCUACCGAAUCUUAAAUGGUCUAGGUAUCAAAUCCCAUUCAGAAAUAAUAAAAAAUACAUAAUAAUAAUUGAAAUAAAAAAAAACUGCUCUCUGUUAGUCUGCUGUGUCUUUUGAUACUCCGACCUCUCUCUCUCUCUCUCUCUCACAUGGGACGCAGAAGAAAGCUCAGAGAGCUGAUGGGGGCAAUCAAAGACAAGGCCUCCCAAAGCAAGGCAGCAAUCCUCUGUAAACUCAACACAAACACUCUCUCCUCCUCCUCCUCUUCCUCCUCCUCCUCCUCAUCCCUCCACCUCACCCUCCUCCGCGCCACAACCCACGACCCUUUCUCGCCCCCAAACCCCAAAAGCCUCGCUGCUUUGCUCUCCUUUGGCCUCAGUUCACGUGCCACCGCUUCCUCCGCCGUGGAGUCCCUCAUGGACCGCCUCCAAACCACCCACGACUCCGCCGUCGCCCUCAAGUGCCUCCUCGCCGUCCACCACGUCAUCAAGUACGGCUCCUUCAUCCUCCAGGACCAGCUCUCAGUGUACCCCGCCGGCGGAGGCAGAAACUACCUCAAUCUCUCCAAUUUCAGAGACGAUUCUACCCCUGUGGCCUGGGAGCUCUCCUCCUGGGUCCGAUGGUACGCUCAGUACAUCGAAAACCUCCUCUUAACAUCUCGGCUUCUGGGUUUCUUCGUCGGCUCGAAUUCCUGCAUCGUGGAGAAAGACAGAGAAGAGGAGCGAGUCUCGUCGCUUUUGAACGCCAACUUGGUCCGAGAGACCGAGUCGCUAGUGAGUCUGCUUGAGGAGAUUUGCAAACGGCCCGAGUCCUUGGGUUUGGGCGGGAACAGGUUGGUGAUUGAGGUUCUGGGUUUGGUGGGCAAGGAUCAGAUUUCUGCAAUGAACGAAAUUUCGGUCCGAGUUAACGAGUUUAACGAGCGGCUCAAUUGUCUGAGUUUCGGCGACUCGGUCGAGUUGCUGGGCGCAUUGAAGAGGUCGGAGGAUUGCGAAGGGAUGCUUUUGGCGGUGCCGAAUGUAAAGAAUGAUUUGGUUGAGGGGUUUUGGGGUUUGAUCAGAAAGAUGAAGACGAAGGUUGGGAAGGAGAAAGAGAGCAAUAAUGAGUUAGUGGCGACGAUGAGAGUGGAGAGAGAGAGUUUCAGUGAGUCAGCUCGGUUUGGUGACCGAGUUCUGAGGCCAUCUGACUGGGUCCGAUUCUCGUCGGCGAGAUUGGCCGUGAAUGCCUUUCAUUUGUCUACUAGUCAAUCAUGUGCUCGAUGAAAUUACACAAUUGAAUGAAUUAUAAAUUUCUUUUUUUCUUUUUCUUCU